AUGCUUGGGAAAGGUUCAUUGGGUACAUCUGUUUAUGUUGGUAUCAUGGAAGAUGGUGCUGAAGUGGCUGUAAAGAGGAUGUUGAAACAGGAGCCUGACGAUAUAGCUCAAAACGAGUUAGAAAUUCUGAAGCGAAUUGAUGCAAGCAAGUCACCAUUUAUUGUAAGCUAUCGAACAGUUUUAAAAGACGCUACCUUUCUGUAUAUAGUUUUAGAUCUCUGCGAAGAAACAUUGAAGGAGCACGUUUGUACUCAAAGUUUGGAAUAUCUUCAAAAUCAUGGUCCAAGAAUGAUCAACGAAAUCUUAAGCGGACUUGAAUUUCUUCACAGUCGAAACAUUUUGCACAGAGAUCUCAAACCAACAAAUGUCUUGGUCGAUAUGGAAGAUCACAUGAGAUUGGCAGACUUCGGAAUAAGUCGUAUUUUGAAUGAAGAAGAGACCACAGUUUUUACAGCUGCGAAGGGAAGCCACGGCUGGAUGCCCGCCGAAGUAAUUGAAGUAAUAAAUAAAGAAGAGAAAGGACGUUUUAAAAAGAAAUCUGAUGUUCAGGUCGCAGGUAUGAUCCCUUUCUUUAUUUCGACCAAAGGUGAACAUCCUUUUGGUCCUGUGCUUGAACGAAUGACAAACAUUUCGAAAGGAAAUCCUGUUAACUUGCACAUGCUUCACGAUCUUCAAGUUCGGAAAUUCAGUUCAUGGUUGAUCAGUUAUAACAUUGAUGAUAGACCUUAUGUUACUCAGGCGUUGGCGGAUCCCUUUAUGGUCCAUGUGGAAGAGUCCCUUGCGGAAAUUUCACGUAAGUUUUACGUAGGUGAAUAA
Molecule: messenger RNA, 816 nt
Organism: Paramuricea clavata
Lineage: Eukaryota; Metazoa; Cnidaria; Anthozoa; Malacalcyonacea; Plexauridae
Source: the annotation of a GenBank genome assembly